This is a messenger RNA of Sphenostylis stenocarpa, 1098 nucleotides long. The record is from the annotation of a GenBank genome assembly. NCBI's taxonomy places the organism in Eukaryota, Viridiplantae, Streptophyta, Magnoliopsida, Fabales, Fabaceae.
AUGGCUUCCUCCUUCUUCUUCCUAACGUUGCUUCUCCUCGCCGCUAUCUCCGCCGUCACCCCCUGCCCGCCGUCAGAACGAGCAGCACUCUUGUCCUUUAAAGCUGCCCUAACUGAACCCUACUUCGGCUUCUUCAACACAUGGACAGGCACUGACUGCUGCCGGCACUGGUACGGCAUUGCCUGCGACCCCACCACCGGCCAGGUCACCGACGUCAACCUCCGCGGCGAGUCCCAGGACCCAAUGUUCCUGAAAUAUGGCCGCUCCGGUUACAUGACCGGAAAAAUCUCGCCGGAGAUUUGCUCUUUGAGCAACCUCACCUCCCUCGUCGUCGCCGACUGGAAGGCGGUUUCCGGCGAAAUCCCUACCUGUAUCACGUCACUCGCCUCCCUUCGAAUCCUGGACCUCGCCGGAAACCGUAUCACUGGCAAGAUUCCAACUGACAUCGGAAACCUCUGGAAUCUCGCUGUAUUGAGUCUGGCUGACAAUGCAAUCUCCGGCGAGAUUCCGACGUCGAUUGUGAACCUGGCCAGACUCAUGCAUCUCGAUCUCAGCAACAACCAACUGAUUGGUGAGUUACCCUAUGAUUUUGGAAAACUUGUCAUGUUGAGUAGAGCAUUGCUCAGUGGGAACCAGUUAACCGGUUCGAUUCCCAAAUCCGUUUCCCAAAUGAACCGGCUUGCGGAUUUGGAUGUGUCAUCGAACCGGUUAACCGGGUUGAUUUCGGUUGAGUUGGGAAAAAUGAAGGUUCUCUCUACUUUGAAAUUGGAUGGUAACUCCAUGACGGGUCCAGUACCCUCCACUUUGUUGAGCAAUACGGGUAUGGGUAUCUUGAACCUUAGCCGAAAUGGGUUUUCCGGUACCAUACCCGAUGUUUUCGGGGCGGGUUCUUAUUUCAUGGUCCUAGAUUUGUCGUUCAACAACUUCUCGGGUCGGAUACCCGGUUCGUUAUCGGCAUCCAAGUUUAUGGGGCAUUUGGAUCUGAGCAACAACCACCUAUGUGGAACCAUCCCAAUCGGGUCUCCCUUUGAUCAUAUUGAUGCGGCGUCGUUUAGCAACAAUGAUUGUUUGUGCGGAAACCCGUUAAAGACUUGUUGA